Messenger RNA from Salvelinus fontinalis (brook trout), 3405 nucleotides. Its product is annotated as actin filament-associated protein 1-like 1. Bases 94 to 2532 code for a protein of 812 amino acids. Gene Ontology annotation, molecular function: SH3 domain binding. NCBI's taxonomy places the organism in Eukaryota, Metazoa, Chordata, Actinopteri, Salmoniformes, Salmonidae. Gene Ontology annotation, cellular component: cytosol. The record is from RefSeq and is a predicted model, not a curated record. The transcript has 18 exons.
GAUUCGCUCUAUAUUCGCUUAGGUCCCUGUGAGCGCGAGCAGAUGAGGUGAAUUCGCAGCUGUGCCUCAUUUCUGUGUCACUUUACGCCACGCAUGGGGGAUAAAUCGUGUAAUGCAUCGCAAACUCGGCCAAAAUCAAUGAAUGCGAAAGAAAAACCGGCUUGGAAAACACACAUGGAUACCAGUAGCGAUAACUCGAUGGAGUACCUGGUGAGUGAACUGAACGUGUUGCUGAAGCUGCUGGACCAUGAGAGUGUGAGCACAGCCACAGCAGAGAAGAUGAGUGUGAUACGGAGCCUACUGGGGCAGCUGCAGCCAUCAGUGAAUGGAUCAGACUUCGUAUACAUGAACACUUCCCUUUAUGGAAAUGGCACCAGCUUUGUGGAAUCUUUGUUUGAGGAAUUGGAUUGUGACCUGCAUGAGCUCAGAGCCUCCCCAGAAGAACUGAAGGAUCAGGUAGAGGAGAAAACCUCCAAAAUACCACUGUCGAAAAGUCCCACUGACACCCCCCCUCCUCUGCCAACCACCCCUCCUCCAGAGGACUACUAUGAGGAGGCAGUGCCCCUGGACCCUGGCACGGUGCCCCAGUACAUCACCAACAUCGCCACAUGCAUCAGCUCAAGUCCCCCAAAUUCCAUUGAAGAUGCAUACUAUGAAGACGCUGACAACAACUACCCCACCACCCAAAUCAAUGGCCCGCGCAAGAACUCCUACGCUGAUUCAGAUGCGCUGAGCAGCUCCUAUGAGUCGUAUGACGAGGAGGAUGAGGAGGCGAAGGGCCAGGACAGGACUCGGCGGUGGCAGUCAGAGGAGAACUCUGUGGGCCCCAUGAAGGACUGUCGCAUCUGUGCCUUCCUGUUGCGCAAGAAACGCUUCGGACAGUGGGCAAAACAGCUGACCGUUGUCCGUGACAACAGAUUACAGUGCUACAAGAGCAUCAAAGACAGCAGCCCACACAUUGAGCUGCCGCUGAACCUGUGUAACGUCAUCUACGUUCCCAAAGACGCACGCCGCAAGAAGCACAAGCUGCGUUUCUCCCUGCCUGGGGGAGAGGCCUUGGUGCUGGCUGUCCAGAGCAAGGAACAGGCGGAGCGAUGGCUCAAGGUGAUCCGGGAGGUGGUCAGUCAGGCCAGCAGCAAUGACGGAUUAGAGGGCUCCUCCUCUCCUAUGAUCCAGAGGAAGAAAGAUCUGGACAAGUUAGUAGGAGCUGACAAGCACGCCUCCGACUCUGACAGCGUGGCCACUGGUGACAACCUACCCUCUGGUCAGCUCCGGGACAACUGUGACCAAGGGAAGGGGAAGAGGGGGGCGUUUACAGAGCUGACGGGAUCUAUGAGCAGAGCGGCUGGACGGAAGAUCAACAGGAUCAUCAGUUUCUCUAAGAAGAAGCCUCCUCUCCCAGGAGACACUCUGACCUCUUCCUACCGUGACGACAAUCCCCGCUGUGGUUAUCUAAAUGUGCUUGUGAACCAGUGCUGGAGGGAGAGAUGGUGCUGUGUAAAGGGUGGAACACUGUACCUGCACAAAGAAAGGGGUGACCUGCGUACUCACGUCAGCGCUGUGGUCCUCCAUGGGGCCGAGGUCGUACCUGGACUGGGGCCCAAGCACCCCUUCGCUUUCCGCAUCCUGCAAGGAGGCAACGAGGUGGCUGCAUUGGAGGCCAGCUGUUCAGAGGAGAUGGGCCGCUGGCUGGGGGUCCUGCUGGCAGAGUCUGGCUGCGCCACCACCCCAGAGGCCCUGCACUACGACUAUGUGGACGUGGACACCAUCACUAACAUCACAGACGCAGCAAGACACUCCUUCCUUUGGGCUACCUCCUCCAGUGGCGCCUCCACAGACACCAGAACCUAUGAUGAGGUUCCUUAUGAGGGUGUAUUGCAGCCAGAGAAGCCAGUACCCAGACCAGGAGCGCAGGUGAAACGCCACUCUUCCUUCUCCAGCAGCAGAGAGAUAGAGAAGGCGGAUUCCUUAGUCACCAUAAAGAGACACGGCUCCAGUAAGUCCCCCGAAGAUGCGAAUCAGUAUGCAUCAGGGAAGUAUGGCAAAACACGAGCCGAGGAGGAUGCCAGGAGGUACCUGAAAGAGAAAGAAGAGAUGGAGAAGGAGCGAGAGGUCAUAAAAAAUGCCCUGCUCGUAUUACGCAAUGAUAGGAAAGAGGUGAAGGAACAACUGAAGGAUGCUACAGGUAAGCAGCAGAAGCAGCUAGAGAAGCGUUUGGCCCAGCUGGAGGAAAGCUGCAGGGGGAAGGAGGGGGAGCGGGUGGACCUGGAGCUGCGUCUCAAUGAGGUGAAGGAGAACCUAAAGAAGUCCUUGGCUGGAGGGGGGCUGGGGCCGCUCACAGAGAGCAAACCCCCCACUAGCAAACCCCCCAGAAAGGUCCGGAUCAGUAAAGUUGACAACACAUACACUGAGGCAUCCAUGCCAGUCAACUGUGCUGCGGAGAUGCGGAAGUGCCCCCCAUCCAUCUGUUCAUCUAGCAAGGGGAACGUCAUGCAGAAAGCCAAGGAAUGGGAGUCCAAAAAGGGGACUUAGAAAGACACUGCUCAUUCAGAUGGUCAGUCAAAUGCUUGUUGUCUUGGAACAUGUUGGAGUUGAUUUGAAAAAGGAGGAGGGGUGAAGCAGGGACUCCAUUAUCUUCAACUUUUCCACUUCCCUCUUGGAGAGCCAAAUAUUUACUGCACAUCGCUGAGCUGAAAAAAAUUGUGACAGGGGAAGACAACUCCUGGAAUUGUUGAAAAACAUCAUUCAAAGCCCUACCAGUCACUAGGAAACACUGAAUGCUCAUUUUGUAGCAUGACACUUGUUUUGUGAUUCAGUAAUUGCUUGUGUUGCAUGUGGUAUUGUUGUUCCUUCAGAGUGUGGAAGAGGAUAUGUUCUGAGGACUCCAUGUGGGCACAUCAGGCUGGACUUGAGAUGUUGAGAGGAGAGAUUUUUAGAGGGUGAAUAUGCAUACACAUUAUGCACAUAUCUGCAAGAAUAGAUAAUAAAGGGAAAGAGAAUAUUGUAUUGACUGUGAGAGUUUGUUGUUGGAAUAGUUGCCUAAAAGAGAUACUGUAUCCCAUAGAAAUACCGUUUUAUGCUCCGCUACGUAAGUCAUUUCGAAACAUGCACAGAUGUUCAGAGUGGGAGGGGGAAAAAAACCUUCCAUGAAGUGCAUCAAACAUUAUUCCAGAUCUUGUUUUAACAACUUGCCGGACCACAGACAGAAAAACACAAGACACAUUAUGACACAUGUAUAAAUGAAUUGUUAUGGUAAUGUGAGACUAAUUAUGUGACUAAACAAUGAUGUUUCCGUAUUACGUAAUUCACUCACCGUUUCUCACUGUAAUGAGACUUUUACUUCUAAUGACUUUUGCACUUUACUUUAUUUCUAUGUGUAUUGUACAUAAAAGCUCUUCAUUGAAA